Molecule: messenger RNA, 3746 nt
Organism: Hipposideros armiger (great roundleaf bat)
Lineage: Eukaryota; Metazoa; Chordata; Mammalia; Chiroptera; Hipposideridae
Gene: SLC9A2
Product: solute carrier family 9 member A2
Exons: 11
Coding region: 182-2437 (751 amino acids)
Biological process (GO): regulation of intracellular pH; potassium ion transmembrane transport; proton transmembrane transport
Cellular component (GO): plasma membrane
Molecular function (GO): sodium:proton antiporter activity; potassium:proton antiporter activity
Source: RefSeq, a predicted model, not a curated record
GGUGCGCACCCGGCCAGGCACCGUGCCCGCUCGCGGCUGGGGCAGAGCCGGUGGGCUGCAGAGACACGGCCCGGCGGUGGCAGCGGCGAGCCGCAGCUGUCGCUGCCCCGCACUGUGCGGGCCCAGCGGGCGGCGCUGCCGGGCGCGAUGCGCUGAGCGCCCGGGGCCGAACGUGGGGCUCAUGGGCGCGCGAGCAGCAGAGCCCAUGGAGCCGGCGGGCACCGGGCGGAGCCUGCGGGCGCCCCCGCCGCUGCUGCUGCUGCUGCUGCCGCUGCUGCUCCUGCAGGUGGCCGGACCGGCGGGCACCCUAGCCGAGACCCUGCUGGACGCGCCCAGGGCCAUGGGCACUAGCUCCAGCCCGCCCAGCCCCGCGAGCGUGGUUGCUCCCGGGACGACGCCGUUCGAGGAGAGCCGGUUGCCAGUGUUCACCCUGGAUUACCCCCAUGUGCAAAUCCCCUUCGAGAUCACCCUGUGGAUCCUGCUGGCCUCCCUGGCCAAGAUUGGCUUCCAUCUCUAUCACAAAUUGCCCACAAUAGUGCCUGAGAGCUGCCUUCUCAUCAUGGUUGGACUUCUACUAGGUGGGAUUAUUUUUGGAGUCGAUGAAAAGUCGCCCCCUGCAAUGAAGACGGAUGUGUUUUUUUUAUAUCUCCUCCCACCUAUUGUGCUUGACGCGGGCUAUUUCAUGCCUACGCGCCCAUUCUUUGAGAACAUUGGCACCAUUUUCUGGUAUGCUGUGGUAGGGACACUUUGGAAUUCCAUUGGCAUUGGGGUGUCCCUGUUUGGUAUCUGCCAGAUUGAAGCCUUUGGCCUGAGUGAUAUCACUUUGCUUCAGAAUCUGCUCUUUGGCAGCUUAAUCUCAGCCGUGGACCCCGUGGCUGUGCUAGCUGUCUUCGAGAACAUUCACGUCAACGAGCAACUCUACAUCCUGGUCUUUGGAGAGUCCCUGCUGAAUGAUGCAGUGACAGUGGUGAGUAAUGUGUUGACAGUAGAUCACUCCAGCAAAAUCAUUGCUUGUGCAAUGACUAUGAAUAAGUAUGUGGAAGAAAACGUAUCUCAGAAAUCUUACACGACCAUCAAGUACUUCAUGAAGAUGCUGAGCAGUGUCAGCGAGACCCUGAUCUUCAUCUUCAUGGGUGUGUCCACUGUUGGGAAGAACCACGAGUGGAACUGGGCCUUUGUCUGCUUCACCCUGGCCUUCUGUCUGAUCUGGCGAGCACUGGGUGUCUUUGUCCUGACUCAGGCCAUUAACUGGUUCCGGACGAUCCCCCUGACCUUUAAGGAUCAGUUUAUCAUUGCCUAUGGGGGGCUCCGAGGUGCCAUCUGCUUUGCGCUAGUGUUUCUCCUUCCUGCUGCUGUGUUUCCCCGGAAAAAGCUCUUCAUUACAGCUGCGAUCGUCGUCAUAUUCUUUACUGUCUUCAUCCUGGGAAUAACCAUUCGACCACUGGUGGAGUUCCUUGAUGUUAAGAGGUCCAACAAGAAACAGCAAGCUGUCAGUGAAGAAAUCCAUUGUCGAUUUUUUGAUCAUGUGAAGACUGGGAUUGAAGAUGUUUGUGGACAUUGGGGUCACAACUUUUGGAGAGACAAGUUUAAGAAGUUUGAUGACAAAUACCUACGGAAACUUUUGAUUCGGGAAAACCAACCCAAGUCAAGCAUCGUGUCCUUAUAUAAAAAGCUUGAAAUAAAACAUGCCAUUGAGAUGGCAGAGACUGGGAUGACAAGCACUGUCCCUUCUUUUGCAUCUCUAAAUGACUGUCGUGAAGAAAAAAUAAGGAAGCUCACACCUGGUGAAAUGGAUGAAAUUCGAGAAAUAUUAUCAAGAAAUCUCUAUCAGAUUCGUCAGCGAACUUUGUCAUACAACAGACACAAUUUGACGGCCGACACAAGUGAGAGACAAGCCAAGGAGAUUCUGAUCCGCCGAAGGCACAGUUUGCGGGAGAGCAUUAGGAAAGACAACAGCUUGAAUCGGGACCGCAGGGCUUCCACUUCGACCUCCCGAUACUUAUCUUUACCCAAAAAUACAAAGCUUCCAGAAAAGCUACAAAAGAAAAAGAAUAUUUCUAAUGCAGGUGGCAAUAGCAGUGACUCAGACACAGACGCUGGGACCACUGUCCUCAAUUUGAAGCCCCGAGCAAGACGCUUCCUGCCAGAACAGUUUUCAAAGAAAGCUCCCCAGCCCUACAAGAUGGAAUGGAAGAACGAGAUGGACGUAGGUUCCGGCCAAGGGCAGCCCUGCAGUCCCCCGGCUCCCCACAGCAAAGAGGGGGGCACCCAGACCCCAGGCGUUCUCCGGCAGCCCCUUCUCUCCAAAGGACAGUUUGGCCUGGUGCGGGAAGACAGUGCGACUGAAGGUGACAGACCCAAGCCGCCACCCAGGCUGGUCCGAAGGGCGUCGGAACCUGGAAGCCAGAAAACCCGCUUUGGGAGUGAAAAGCCUUAAUGGAAAUGGCCAAAGCCGACCUGGGGGAAGGGGGGAGAGGGGGUGACAGACCCAGCACAGCUGUGGUUGUUACCCUGAAACCUGACACAACAGUGGAAUCCAUUGAAAACCCUCUAUGGCUCUAAAUCCUUUCUUUGGGAGAUAGAGUCACACCAUUGAUUAAUGGGACGAUUGCUUAUCCCAAGAAGAGGAAAACUCAAAGAAAAACAGUCCCAUCGGAUGUCUUUUAUAACUUGUUGCUAGCAGUUGUAGUCUUUGCAGGCCUACAGAAAAAAAAAAUGUGUGCCUUUAUUGAACUUGAACGACAGAACUUGAAAUUUUUAAUACACCCUUGUCGGUGAAAAUUUUAAUAUAUACACAUGCCUCAAAUCUUAUUUAUGAGAAAAUAUGUAUAUCUGUAAUCAGUUUUGAAGUAAAUGGCACUAAAAAUACUCAGAACAUCUUCCCAAGGUGUAAAGGGUAGUCCUGGAGGCUGGGGGGCCAUCAGCUCAGAGUCAAGGCAUUUCCUGACCCUGCGCUGAUGACCACUUGGUAAAGGAAGAGCGCAGCAUGGAGCAGAGACACCUGAUGACUCAAAGGGGGAGACAAGCAGAACCCCUAGACAGAUGAGGUGGCCUGGCUCCCAGGGUGCCGAGUAGAGGUCAUGCUACUCGUAAGGAAUAAUGAGAGUCAGCUGGUUUUUAAUUUGUUCCUCAUUCUACUGUUUGCUCAAGGUGACAUAGGGAUUCCAUCUCCUCUUUGUGUUUAAAUGCAAAGAGAAAGGCUGUAUGGGUGACACCAGCUUUUAGUGUGUGACCAAGGUGGUGGCAGCUCCAACGUUCCAACGUGAACGUUCCAACAUGGGGGCCUCAUGUGGUGUGUGGGGAGACAGGGCAGCCCUGCUGACCACUUGUUGGCAGGUUUGUAGUGUGUGACCCUGGGAGGAGGGUGCAGAAGAUUCAGGUUCUCACCCAUGUAGGACCACCUGCUCUGGAAACUGUUCUGUAGAACAUUCUAGAACUUUGAAUCCAGAUCAGAGGCUCUAAGCAGACAAGAUCGAAAGUUUCUAUGAACAAUAUUCCAGUGUUUAACAAAUUGGUGAUAGUUCAGGUUUUGAAUUUUAUUCAGGAAGCACUUUGGAGAAAGUGAGAAUUCUAUUAUUUUGCACUAGUCUGUAAGUUUGUUACCUUCCCCCCCCCACUCAAUAAAGUAGUAACUCCAAUUCUUCAUAUAAAAAUGGAUUCUACUUACCAAGUACUUUUUAAAAGUACAGCAGAAAGACAAGCAAUGGAACAUAAUUAUUAAAGAUGGCUUGAAUCUGUGUCUUAAA